Punica granatum (pomegranate) is the source of this 2507-nucleotide messenger RNA. NCBI's taxonomy places the organism in Eukaryota, Viridiplantae, Streptophyta, Magnoliopsida, Myrtales, Lythraceae. The record is from RefSeq and is a predicted model, not a curated record.
CAUUUGAACUUCGUGAAGUUCCACUUUCGUUUUCCUUUCAAUUCUGUUGCCGCUUUCUCUGUCUCUCUUUCAAUUUGGACGCUGGACCAUCUCAUCUCAUCUCUACUCCUCCGACAGUACAAACGUUAGUAGAACACUCCAAUUUAUCCCCUCAGUUCCUUCUCAGUAUCUUCAUUCAUUUCUAUGGAGCCCCAACUCUCCUCUUCAUCUCCUUCUUCAUCCUCCUAGCCCGGGUAAGGGACGCCCCAGUUCGUAUCUUUUCGAUCAUUGCAGUCAUAAAGUUCAAAUUUUUAGAGCGUUCCCUUUGUGGGCUCUGUGUAUUACGUGUCUGUCUACUUUCCUUCUGGGUUCCACUCUGAUUUGCAGGCCUAUAAGCUAGAGAUUGGUUCCAUGUGUUUUGGUUAACCUGAUAUCACAACUCUAGCAAGCACUCAUGGCAUCAGAAGCUUAGGUUUAGCUCGGGAAAUUGGUGUCAUGAAAUAAGGGUUGAGGGAGGACCAGAAGUUAGUACUGAGGAUGGAACAGUAUGAAGUUCUGGAGCAGAUUGGAAAAGGCUCUUUCGGUUCUGCUCUGCUCGUGAGGCAUAAACAUGAAAGGAAGAAGUAUGUCCUUAAAAAGAUUCGUCUUGCGCGGCAAACCGAGAGGGCUCGUAGAUCAGCCUUCCAAGAGAUGGAGCUUAUAUCUAAAGUACGCAAUCCAUUUAUUGUGGAGUACAAAGAUUCCUGGGUAGAGAAGGGUUGCUAUGUAUGCAUUAUUAUCGGAUAUUGCGAGGGUGGAGACAUGGCAGAAGCUAUAAAAAGAGUGAAUGGGGCGCACUUUUCUGAAGAGAAAAUAUGCAAGUGGCUGGUUGAACUCCUUAUGGCUCUUGAUUACUUGCACUCCAACCAUAUUCUUCACCGUGAUGUCAAGUGCUCAAACAUAUUCUUGACCAAAGACCAAGACAUUCGCCUAGGUGAUUUUGGUCUUGCAAAGAUGUUAACUUCUGAUGAUCUCGCUUCCUCUGUUGUUGGAACUCCAAGUUAUAUGUGCCCCGAGCUUCUUGCCGAUAUACCUUAUGGUUCCAAGUCAGAUAUUUGGUCUUUAGGAUGCUGUAUGUAUGAAAUGACUGCACACAGGCCUGCAUUUAAAGCUUUUGAUAUGCAGGCUCUCAUUAACAAAAUAAACAAGUCGAUUGUGGCUCCCCUUCCCACCAUGUAUUCGGGGGCCCUUCGGGGGCUUAUCAAAAGCAUGCUGCGGAAAAAUCCUGAGCUGAGACCAAGUGCUGCGGAGUUGCUCAAUCACCCACAUCUUCAGCCUUAUGUUCUCAAGAUCCAUCUCAAGCUGAACAGUCCCCGGAGGCACACUUACCCUAUGCAGUGGUCCCCCCGGAACUACAUGAAGAAGAUCCGAUUUAUGGACACCCCUGAAUCUAUUCCCAUGUCGACUGAUAGGGAGAAGAGAUGGUCUUUCAGCAAUGACCGGACGUUGAAUCCUAGCAUUUCGGUGACCGAACACGACUCCUCGUCGUCCCUUUCUCGGCGAGCAUAUGAUUUCGGGAGCUUGAAUCGAACAUUUGAAGAGUUAUCAAUCGGGCAUGCCUCGGAAGAUUUUGGCAGUGAUAGGUCGAAAGUCUCAGAUGUUCCACUGGGUUUUGCAAGAACCCCGAGACUGACACCAGUAAUGGAAGCUUCUACUCCCAGGAGGCGCUCGACUACAGCAAAAGUGUCUCGAACUCCGGCCAGGAAAUCAUCCCGGUCAUCGCGCCGAGUAUCCCUCCCGCUAUCAACUAGACCAUCAACUAUGGGCCCUCCAUACACAGCUAAUGUCGACCUCUUUCGAAGCACCGAAUCUCCCAACGUCUCAGUCAACAAACCUCGUAUCGACAAGAUUGCCGAGUUCCCCCUGACAUCACCAGAAGACUCGAUCUUGCCAGACAUCAAGGGUCCACAACUCUCGCCUGCCAAUCCUGACUGCUCAAUCACGAAGGACAAAUGCACAGUCCACCAUCCGAAAGAAGCUCCACGAAGUGAAAGCUCACAGAAUAACAAUGGCAAUACUAAAAAUAAUAGCAACAUCCUCACAACUGGUGGGAUCUUGAGAACAUCCUCUUCUUCUAAUGAGUUUCGGCAGCGGAAGUUCGAUACCUCAUCGUACCAGCAGCGAGCCGAGGCAUUGGAAGGGUUGCUCGAGUUCAGUGCUCGAUUGUUGCAGCAGGAGAGGUUCGAGGAGCUAGGUGUGCUUCUAAAGCCGUUCGGCCCUGAGAAGGUUUCACCCCGGGAGACCGCGAUUUGGUUGAGUAAGAGCUUUAAAGACACUGCUGUGUAAUGACAAACAAGCUUUGCAGUUACAUUGAGAUGGGGAAUUGGUUGAAUGUGUUCUGUUUGGGGUUUGUUGAGGUUCUUGGAUUGUGUCGAAGGGAUUGUGCUGUAAAUACAUGCUGAAGUUCGAUCUUUCGAGAAUUUUGGGAGGCUUUGAAAGGUUGUGGUUUAUGGAAUUCCCGUAUUGUUUGUCAAAUAUUAUUCAUGGAA